GUACACCCCAAGGUCAUAUUAAUGCCUUGUUGCAUCCCACAUCUUGUCGACUGGAGAUAUGAUACCCAGAUAGAUAUUUUCCUCAUCGUCUUUCGAUCAGAUCCACAGCAAUCCAGCGGCACUCUCUCUCUCUCUCUCUCUCGCACGCCAUUGCGUUGACCCCAACAAGUAUACAAUAGACUGGUGCGGAACCCAAAGCAGGCGCGCCAUGGAUUAUUCUGAGACCUAAUCUCAAUUUGGUACGGAGGCCUGACCAUCUGGAUUUGGUUCCUUGCUUCAGUUUGCGUGCUGUUCAUGAAUGCAGAGGCCUGUGCAGGGGACCACCUCCUUCCUCAACUUUUACGCCCAUUUAAGAUGGACAGACAGGUUCCUGGACGCUGAAGCCAAGCUCGAGGAUGCACACAUUGGCCGACUCAGACAGAGAAAGAGACUGUCAUAGAUUUGGCAUUUAUACCUCCCUAUCAAUCACUGGUUCGACUUCGGGCUUGAAUGGCAAUGCAGAAGAAGGGCCAUCCUUCGGAUGUGCUUAAGUAGAGGAUCUCACAGUUUUCCGCCACGGGGAACUGCUUCUAUCAUUGCCGGAUCAUACACAGACCUGCGAUCAAACACCUGCAGGACAUUGUCGUCAAACAAGACUUCCCACUGGGCAUGCGAUGGGAUGAUGAGCGCAUACGAUCCAUUAAAUGAAGCCCAUGGGCCGCCAGCCGCGUGCCGCGACUAUUUGUCCGAGCCGCCGAACAGGAGACAGGAAGCACCGCGAGUCGUCGUCCGACACGCACACGACUUUUCGGCUUCCUGAAUGAAUCCCUUGCGUGUCACGCAGGGGCGUGAAGUGGCUCGGCUUGACCGAGCCAACAACUCUUCUCGAGGUCGCAAACGCACCGAAGCCCCGUUCGCAACGCCUGACUCCAUAUUUGUUGGUGGCUGCACCGCCCCAUGACAAGAAAUCCUCAUUAGAUACUGCUUUGCUGCUGCUCUCGACCCUCAUCAUCCAUGGAAACAUUGUGUUGUGCAUGCCAUGGAAGCAACAGCAGAAGCAGCGGCAUUCUCUCCCCUACUAACCUUUUCCCUCUGCCGCUCUCUCCCUCUCUUCUUUCCUGCUCUGUAUACUAGCCUUGCAUGCCCGCGCUAGGCACGCUUCGCUGCUACCCGCAUCCUGUCCCCACUCAGAGAGAUCUGCUUUGUCUUUCUCCUCUCCUCUUCGCUCUUCUCCUGAGGAGCCCGGUGACCUGUCUCUCUCUAUCUUACUCUGUAUCUUCCUUUCUCCAGUUCAAGAUUUCUUUGGUGUGCGCUGAUCCUUCUCGGUGAGCUCUGGAAUCCGGUUUGGGGUGGUCGAGUCGUGAUCAUGGGCCCCGUUAGAGGGUUCAAGAAGAGGAAGAGGGGGAAGACAAACGUAGCGGCCUCCGCGUCGACGGCGGCGGGGCAGGGUGGCGAUGAUUGGUGGGUUGACUUCUCAAGAAGGAUUACAGGACACUUAUCUGAAGAACCAAGAAAAUUUGAGUCGGUUUUCAAGAUAUCAAGGAAAACAUUCGACUACAUAUGCUCAUUGGUCAGGGAUGACUUGAUGGGAAAAACAUCAAAUUUUGCUUUUGCGGAUGGCAAAUUUCUGUCUGUAGAAGAUCAAGUUGCUGUUGCUUUGAGAAGAUUAAGCUCUGGUGAGUCACUAUUGAAUGUUGGAGUAUCAUUUGGGAUGAACCAGUCAACUGUCGCCCAAGUGACAUGGCGGUUUGUGGAAGUUAUGGAAGAGAGAGCUCUCCACCAUCUCAAAUGGCCAGCCACUCAAGAGAUGAAAGACAUUAAGUCCAAGUUUGAAAAGAUCUGGGGUUUGCCAAACUGUUGUGGUGUCAUUGAUGCAACCCACAUUAUGAUGUGCCUAUCUACAGUAGACUCUUCCAGUAAAAUAUGGGUUGACCAUGAGAAUAACCACAGCAUGGUGUUGCAGGCUAUCAUUGACCCUGAUAUGAGGUUCCGAGAUAUAGUCACCGGCUGGCCCGGGAGCAUGAAUGAGUUGCCAGUGUUACGCAGCUCAGGCUUCUUUAAAAUGUGUGAGAAAGGCGCAAGGCUGGAUGGAGACACGGUGGAGCUUCCCAAAGGUUUAGAAUUGAGGGAGUACAUAAUUGGAGACUCAGACUUCCCCCUUCUUCCAUGGCUUCUCACUCCCUACCAGGGGAAGGAUCUUUCGGAUGCGAAAACCGAGUUCAAUAAAAGACUUUCUGCGGCCGGGGUGGUGGCACAGAGGGCAUUGGCAAGGCUGAAGGCUAUGUGGAAGAUCAUUCAGGGGGUGAUGUGGAGACCCGACAAACAUAGACUGCCAAGAAUAAUUCUCGUCUGCUGCUUGCUGCAGAACAUAAUAAUUGACUUGGAUGAUGAAGUGAGGCAUGAGAUGCCCUGGUCUCAUGAACAUGACACAAGUUACAAGCAGCAACUCUGCGACAUGGCCGACAAUAAUGGAGUCACACUACGAGAUCAAUUGUCCCAGUAUCUGUCUUGUAGAUUGCCACCUUGAGGUGAACGUUGAACUGCUUUCUUUCUCUCUGACCGUAUGCCCAACAAAGGGUAUUGAUAGACGUCUAUCGAACAGCGUUUGUUUUUCUUU
This is a messenger RNA of Musa acuminata AAA Group (dessert banana), 2596 nucleotides long. Its product is annotated as protein ALP1-like. NCBI's taxonomy places the organism in Eukaryota, Viridiplantae, Streptophyta, Magnoliopsida, Zingiberales, Musaceae. The record is from RefSeq and is a predicted model, not a curated record. The transcript has 3 exons. The coding region runs from base 1346 to 2506 and encodes 386 amino acids.